AGAGACAUCGAUCCAUCAGCAAUGGCGCCCGUCGGAUUGCCUCCUGGUUUCAGGUUUCAUCCCACUGAUGAAGAGCUCGUCAACUACUAUCUCAAGAGAAAAAUCAAUGGCCAAGAGAUUGAACUCGACAUUAUUCCUGAAGUUGAUCUUUACAAAUGUGAGCCUUGGGAGUUAGCAGAGAAAUCAUUUCUACCAAGUAGGGAUCCGGAGUGGUACUUUUUUGGACCUCGGGACCGGAAGUAUCCGAAUGGGUUCAGAACAAAUAGAGCAACGCGAGCUGGUUACUGGAAGUCGACAGGAAAAGACCGGAGAGUUUCGUAUCAGAAUCGAGCCAUCGGAAUGAAGAAGACAUUGGUUUAUUACAGAGGCCGAGCUCCUCAGGGAAUAAGAACCGACUGGGUGAUGCAUGAGUAUCGACUUGAUGACAAAGAGUGCGAAGACUCCUCUGCGGCAAUUCAGGUAGACUCUUAUGCACUGUGUCGAGUGUUCAAGAAAAAUGGAAUAUGUUCCGAAGCAGAAGAUCCGCAAGGGCAAUGUAGUAUAUCCCUAAUGGAGAGCUCGUCGCAAGGUGUAAUGAAUGAUUACGAGACAUUGUCACCCGAUAUCCAACUAGGGAUUACAUCCUCGUCCUGCAUUGACGAGGAAGACAAAGAUGAUUCGUGGAUGCAAUUCAUCACUGAUGAUCCUUGGUGUUCGUCAAAUGUUGGUGGUGGCAGUAGCAACAACAAUGAAGAAGUCACUCAUCAUGUGACAUUUACGAACUAAAAAGAUGACAAAAAAAAUAAUUGGUGUCAAUGGUGGCAGUGAUGGUGAAUAACAUAAAUUCAGGUAUAUUAUUUCUUAAAAAAAUAAGUCUUUAAAAAAAUGCUUGUAAAAUUUGUCAUUAAUUUUCUCAUGAUAUAAUUGAUAGAUUAUGAUCUCUAAUUUAUUGGAUGGAUGUAAUAUAUAGUUUAUAUUGUGGUUUGGGUGGUGGAUUUCAUGGGGGUCACUUUACAAAAAUAUGGCUCCAGGGAUCCAUUUUUGUAAUUUUAAAAUCUUCUUGAAGGUGUUUUGUGAAUUAAUAAAAGAUUAAGGGUGUUAUGUUAUUCUGCCCAAA
Molecule: messenger RNA, 1096 nt
Organism: Mangifera indica (mango)
Lineage: Eukaryota; Viridiplantae; Streptophyta; Magnoliopsida; Sapindales; Anacardiaceae
Product: NAC domain-containing protein 86
Exons: 3
Coding region: 22-765 (247 amino acids)
Biological process (GO): regulation of DNA-templated transcription
Molecular function (GO): DNA binding
Source: RefSeq, a predicted model, not a curated record